AUGAGUGAUCAUGAGAGGCGGCCGGCAGCGGGUGAGAGCAGAGAGCAGCCGAUUUUUGGCAAACAUCGAUCUUUGGGCACCCAGUUUGGCAUCGUCUUUGGCAGCAUCGUAGGUUGCGUCGGUUUCCUCUGGAUCGUCUAUGCCAUCGGAAAAUACGCUUUCCGCCGCCGAGAACUGUCAGAAUCCCAAGUUGCCCCGGCCGAAUCGCAAAAUCAAACUCCCAAAAAUCAAGCAACAACAGAAGAUCGCCUUGAAACAACGGAGGAAAUCGCGCUCGAGCCCUCGAGCGCUGAGGCAAAGUCUACCGACAAAACAAAGGAAACUACCGAUAGCACGGAUGAAAGCAGCAGUGAAGAGGAAAGUGGAGCGUUUGGGAGAACGCGAGAACGGUGCCCUUUUAGCGAUCUUUUCGAUAUCUCGCCAAAAUUCGCCGAAGUCCUCGAAGAAGAAAAAAUCAACUCACUUUCGAUGAUUUCUAUCUUUGAAAACGCCGAAAUCGACGAGUUUCUGAAACGCCACCAGGAAAAAUUAAAAAAGAAGGAUUUACAAAAUAUGGUGCGACUGAUCGCUCUUGCGAGAAUUAUUGCCUGUCAACUGACGCUGCAGAAGAUUUCCGAAAAGAAGCAGAAUUUGAAUGGGUCGAGUUCGAUUUGCAAACUUUGCCACAACGAAUCAGAUGCGGACAAUGAUCAUUGCGAAUGCUGCACGACUCAUUAUUCUCCGGUUGAACUUUCAUGCAUAUCAAAUGCAGCAGAUGAACAUUGCUCCUGCUGUCUUUUGAGGAACUCGUUUUUGCCAGAGGAUGGGAGCUAUGAUUGCUACAUUCAACAGGUCGACAGUUUGGAAAACCAAACCCAAACCUGGCUUGACAAUCAAGACGACCUAGACCUCAUCCAGCUUCGCCGCUCAGGCCUCGCAGUACAAAAACAAUUCUUCGAAAAAAUAACGGCCGAAGAAAUCCCACUUGGCGAAGUUUCAAAAGUUCAAAGAAUCAUACAUUCCAAAACAUCCCGCGAAUUCGCAGUUACUCUCCGGCGGAAGAGAAUUGAAGAAGUCAGCCUUGGGAAAAGCCCGUCAUUUGAGAGUGCGGAAGAUUUUUGGAAGAAUUUGGAGAAAAAUAUCAUCUUCUUUUGCAAACAUUUCCGUAAAAAAUCCAUGAGAACUGCAGUAGAGGACACUUUGGACCUCACCAAUCAUCUUCAAAAACAGAAAUUCACACCAAAACUUUAA
Molecule: messenger RNA, 1230 nt
Organism: Oikopleura dioica
Lineage: Eukaryota; Metazoa; Chordata; Appendicularia; Copelata; Oikopleuridae
Source: the annotation of a GenBank genome assembly